Messenger RNA from Benincasa hispida (wax gourd), 1525 nucleotides. RefSeq lists its product as uncharacterized. The record is from RefSeq and is a predicted model, not a curated record. Gene Ontology annotation, molecular function: ubiquitin binding. NCBI's taxonomy places the organism in Eukaryota, Viridiplantae, Streptophyta, Magnoliopsida, Cucurbitales, Cucurbitaceae.
GCUCUUUCCCAAUUAAUCUCCCUAAACCCUAACCUUUUUCCCCUCUCUCUUCGUCGUCUCGGAUUUCCAUCGGAUUUGAAUUUGGUGUUUGCUCCGGGGACGAAGGCCGUUUUGGGGAUUAGCUUCUGCAAGCGACAACCCGGAGACCAUGUCUGCUGUGGUGUGCGGUACCAAGAGAUCCUUCUUUGAAGAACUCCCGCCUUCGACUCCCAUUGCCAAGCGCCUCCGCUGCUCCACUUCUACUUCUCCUAUUAGAUUCGCUGCUCCCUCUCAUAUUGAUCACCUCCACCAUUUGUUUCCCCAAAUGGACCAUCAGCUUCUUGUGAAGGCCCUUGAAGAAUGUGGCAACGACUUGGAUGCUGCCAUCAGAAAUCUGAGUGACAUGUGUUUGGGGUCUGCUGUUGAAAAUCCUGUUGCUUCUGCAGAACUAGAGACAAAUUUGGAUCAAGGUUCAUUUACUAACAAUGGAGAGGCUGCUGCAUCUGAGAAUUCUUCAAUACCAAGCAGCGUUUCUCUUGAUGGUAGAAAAUGGAUUGACUUGUUUGUUGUGGAAAUGAUGAACGCUACCACGGUAGCUGAUGCCAAGACUCGUGCAGCAAGAGCAUUGGAAGCUUUAGAGAACUCAAUUACUGCACAAGCUCGUGUUGAUGCUGCACAAAAUUUCCACAAGGAAAAUAUGCAACUGAAGGAACACAUUGAAGUACUUGUACGAGAAAAUACAAUUCUUAAGCGAGCAGUUGCCAUACAACAUGAACGUCAGAAAGAAUUUGAGGAUAAAAAUCUAGAGUUGCAGCACUUUAAACAGUUGGUAGCUCAAUAUCAGGAGCAACUAAGAACCCUAGAGAUAAACAACUAUGCAUUGACAAUGCAUUUGAAGCACGCACAACAAAGCAGCUCAAUUCCAGGACGCGUCCACCCUGAUGUCUUCUAGCAAACAGGAAUCUAGAGAUCUAAAUUAUUGCUUGAGCAGGGAGAAAUGGAGCAUGUCCUUUACUAUCCUCAGUUUCCUAAGAAUAGAGUGCAAUUUAAAAUGAGAACACAGAGGACUCCAUUCAACAUAAUUGGGGUUAUGAUGUUUCCUCAAUUAUUCUCUCCGAAGUAAAGAAGGCUGGAUAGCCUGCAUUUAUGUCCUGCUUUUCUUUGGACGAUGGUUAAAAGUUCAUUUUGUACACAGCUCAAGGAUUCUUUUUAUUAGGCUUUGGGAAGUAUCUUUUAAUUUGAAAUUCAAUGCUCCAAAUGGCUUGUCUGAUGAAGGAAUGGUGAUUUAUUGGUACUUUCUUUAUACUAUGCUUGAUCAGUGAGGUUUCUAUUUUUCUAGCUAUAAGAAUCUUCUAUUUUUUACUGUACUGUGAGAAAGAGCCUUUUGUGUUUGAAGUUUGGCAGAGGGAUUGAUAGGGGGUGUGCGUGUUGAUCUCCAAGGAUCUCCUACCUCCAUCAAAUUCUAUUGUUGUAAGUUUGAGAAUAAUUGUAUAUGUAAUGAGUAAUUAUGAAUGGAAUGUUUGAAAUGAUUGCAGAUUUGACCCAA